This is a messenger RNA of Cyprinus carpio (common carp), 2542 nucleotides long. RefSeq lists its product as uncharacterized. The record is from RefSeq and is a predicted model, not a curated record. NCBI's taxonomy places the organism in Eukaryota, Metazoa, Chordata, Actinopteri, Cypriniformes, Cyprinidae.
CCAAAACACUAUUGUAUUGUGCUUGAAUAACUUAAGCUGUUUAAAAUCCCACUAUACGUAAGUAUGAAUCGUUAAAGUAACACAAAGCGUUUAAUUUCGAUAUUCAAAAGCCGGAUGUGACGUUUUUAACGUGCUUGUUGAAGACGCGCGAAGAAGGAGCAUGGCGUCAACGAUAUGAGCAAAGCUACCAGCAAGCAUACAUUUGAUCACGUUGUCCUACUUUAUCACUGGCUAAUUUUGCUGAAAUAAACGAUUGCCAACGAAUGUGACGGUGAAAACGUCGUUUUGGAUAAAGACUUACUACAAUGACAACUUCAGUUCGGUUAAGAAUUAUUCUUGGAGAUAACAACUCCCAGAGGGUGAUUCUUCAAGAUGGACUGCCUACUUCUGUUGCUGAUUUAUCAAAGGAAAUUGCAAAGCAGUGCAGUCUCCAAGGAAAUUUUAGAUUGCAAUUCAUGGACCCAGACUUUGACAAUGACUUCAUGAAUCUCAUGUCCACAUCAGAAAUCCAAGACAAAAGUACCCUGAAAGUGGUAUUGUUGGUAACAUCAAGUGACCGUGAUGGCUUACCCAUACCACAUGUGGAAACAUCUCAAAAUGAAAGUGCAUGCUCUUCACUAGCUCCGUCACUCUUGUCCUGUGACACCCUUGUAUUGUCUAGUCCAUCUACUUCAGCAAACUCUGAAUCUUCUGCAAGUUUGGCUCCUGUGUUGUCAUCUAGUGUAAAGUCAUCUGCAUGGCCAGCUGAAUUCACUGUGCCCCGUUUCACAUAUGAUGCUGAGCUCAAACUGGAACAAGGAAAUGCAGCCUUUAAAACACAGGGCACUUUUCUCAUUCCUGACCCAAAGCUGAAAAUGUCCAUUUUAGAUGGACUUGCAGAAGAAAUUGUGAAAUACAAACUUUACCCCUCAGAUGGAGAAUAUGGUCAGGUGGCUGAAGCGCUCAUUAAAAAGCACCCUUGCUUAAAAGAGAGAGGUUCUGUAACUGGAUACAGUGGAUGGAAAGCCAGUUUAAAAUAUAAACUUGGCAAUUACAGAACAAAAUUGAGGAAUAUCGGCUGCACAGAAGUCACGGUUAAUUCAAUCAAGCAUAAGCCCGAUGGAAUAUCCAGUCCUGCAUAUCGUGUAAAAAAACCACGCAAGGCUGAGGUGAACUACUGCCCUUCCCAUCCACAAGGGGAAACGGAUGAAACUCUUGAGGCAGUCAGACAGACGCUUCUAAAUGAAGUAAAAAAGAAGAACAAUGAGAAGAAUGUAAGAAUGCUGAUGGACAAGAGUUUUUCCAUCAGAAGGCAUGAGGUGAUCCAGGAACCACUUAUUGCAGACUUCAAAACCAGGUGGCCUGCUCUUUUCCGAACAGAAGAGGUUUGUGCAGAAUUUGAGAGAAUUUCAACAGUCCCGUUGGUGUCAACAUUCUUUGCCAAGAUGGAUGCAUACAUUGCAAAGCUUAUGAAGAUUUUUGCGAACAGAGGUGGCGUCGCUGGGCAAAGAAUUAAAACCCUCUUGCUUCCUACUACACAGACUGAUGACAUUGAAGUGAAGAGGGAAUGCAUAACCAAAUCCCUGUGUGUUUACCUAAAUGAAGACCCUAGCAGUCUUAUUCUGGAGUUUAUGGAUACAGAUGGUGCCAGCGCUCAGGAGGCGAUCCAGAAAGCUGUAAUGGGGAUCUAUGUCAUAAGAUACGAAGGUACCAGCAUUGAAGACAGCCCAGCAGAUGUUGGAGUGGUGUUAGAAGGUGAAAAAGUUCUCCAGGACCUUUGCAGUGUACCAUAUGCAACAGCCAUGUUGCUGGGACUGAUAUAUGGACUAAACUUAAGCUACCCUCCUGAACUCAGGUACACUUUCGAGGCAUUCCAGAAGUUAUUUCUGGAGCUUGAUACCAACAAGUUAACCAAUAAAGUGCAAGCACUGAAGACAAAGCUCUUCUCUGAUGUGUUUGAGUAAGGUCUCUUUUUGGAAGGUUUUGUCGGUUACCUUUUAAAUGCCCAGUUUUAGGAAAUUAUGGUUGUUUACCAUUUUGCUGUUUUGUGUCGUUUUGUAAUGUGGGUUACACUUAUUCAACUUGUAUCUAUGUUCAAAAUUGUUGCAAGGUGACUAUUUCCAGUAGGUGCUCAGGGCACUUGUAAUUUUUGGUAAGAUCUAUCCAUUAGACUAUACAGCAGUGAUAUCAUUCAAGAUGUCAUUUGAUAGUUGUCGUUAGAUAUCCAUUCUUAGUGUAAAUUUAAAGUGUCUUUUACUUUAUUUUUAGAGGAAGUUGUGCAAGCUGCCAAUUUCUUGGAGGCUGCUUAGCAUAGAAGUUACUUAUUUUCUUUAAAAGUUGUUUAAUAUAUUACAGAAUUGAUUUCUAUAAAAUUUCUAACCUUGUGUUUUUUAUUUUUUUCUGAAUUAAGAGGAAGAAUUUUAUUUUUGUUGGCUUUUCUCAAAUAAUGCUUUGAAACUACAAAACAAUGUUAAUCCAUUUGCAAGUCUGUAAGAUUGAGGAGGCUGUUUAAAUCUGUUUAUUGUGCUUGUUUAACAAAUACAGUUUUAUCAUUUGUUACAUA